GUUACGACAGUGUUAGCUGAUUCAUCACCGACAACCGCGAAGUAUCCGAUAACGAUUCGAUAUUGUAAUCAACGGUUUCAAGGAAAACAUUCCACCCCCACCCCGUUUUACCCGAAGAAAACAUCGUAAUCAAGGUGGCACCGGCGGAAAAAUUAGGCUCUAGUAGCCACCAAACCGCGAAGAUGCUUGUUCCGCCGGAUAUGUUGGCCGCUCAAUCCAAAAUGGUUUAUCAACUCAACAAAUAUUACACGGAAAAAGUACAAGCGAGAAAAUUGCAAACUUCGAAAACGAUACAGGAGGUGUGCAGAGUAGUUCAAGACGUAUUAAAAGAAGUCGAAGUACAAGAACCAAGAUUCAUAUCUUCUCUCACCGAUUACAAUGGCCGAUUCGAUGGAUUAGAAGUUAUAUCACCAUGUGAAUUUGAAGUGGUGAUUUAUUUGAAUCAAAUGGGAGUGUUGAAUUUUGUCGACGACGGUACUUUGCCGGGGUGUGCUGUGUUGAAGUUAAGCGACGGAAGAAAAAGAUCAAUGUCUUUAUGGGUAGAAUUUAUUACAGCGUCUGGGUACUUGUCGGCGAGAAAAAUGAGAUCGCGAUUUCAAACUCUUGUAGCACAAGCUUGUGAUAAAUGUUCGUACAGAGAUAGUGUGAAAAUGAUAGCAGAUACUACAGAAGUGAAAUUGAGAAUCCGUGAAAGAUAUAUAGUGCAGAUAACUCCAGCUUUUAAAUGUGCCGGUUUGUGGCCCAGAAGUGCAGCGCACUGGCCUCUGCCUCAAAUCCCUUGGCCGCAUCCUAAUAUAGUGGUGGAAGUGAAAACAGAGGGUUUUGAUCUACUUUCGAAAGAAUGUAUCGCUUUGCAAGGUAAACAAUCCGCUAUGGAAGGAGAUGCAUGGGUAUUGUCAUUCAUAGAGGCUGAAAAUCGUCUAUUACAAGGUGGUUGCAGACGAAGGUGCUUAAGUAUAUUGAAAACACUUCGAGAUCGACAUUUAGAUUUACCAGGUAAUCCUGUAACUGGAUACCAUAUGAAAACAUUGUUACUUUACGAAUGUGAGAAACAUCCGCGGGAGUCUGAGUGGGAUGAAUCUUGUAUCGCCGAUAGAAUCAACGGUAUCUUCUUACAGCUCAUUUCGUGUUUACAGUGUAAACGGUGCCCACAUUAUUUUUUACCCAAUUUAGAUUUGUUUAAAGGUAAAUCACCUAGUGCUUUAGAAAAUGCGUCUAAGCAAGUUUGGAGACUAACAAGGGAAAUGUUAACUAACUCUAGAUGUUUUGAAAAAUUAUAGUUGUUAAGAACACUGUAAGUAUUCUAUCUCAACCUCAAAUUUAUUAAAUUAUUUUUAUAAUUAUCAAAUUUAUCAUCACGUAUCAAAUACUUAUGAUUGGGUAUUUGAUAUUUUUUCUGAAUAAAGCAUUCAUGUGAAUUCGAUUAUUAUGUUUAUAUAUGGUCGGAAACAUUGACAUAAAAAAAUUUAAUAAAUUAAAGUUGAGAUCAUCAUUGUUUUUAUUUUCAACUAAUCAAUUGUUUGGUUAGCUUUUGUUUUUUUUAUUAAAUUAUAAUAAAUAUCGGAAACUAUGAAUUUUCGAUAUGCUAGACUGUGAUUUUUAUACAUGUAGUAAUUUUAAGUAGUAUAUAGUAUAUUUAUUUGAUAAAAUAUUGUAAAAGUUUGUAUUAUAAAAUUGGGGUUUGCUCUAACACGUUGUUUUUUGUAGUAAAAACGUUGAGCACAAUGUGGUAUUUUUAUAAAAAAUAAAAAUAUUUACAACAA
Diorhabda carinulata is the source of this 1763-nucleotide messenger RNA. Its product is annotated as protein mab-21. The coding region runs from base 183 to 1280 and encodes 365 amino acids. The record is from RefSeq and is a predicted model, not a curated record. The transcript has a single exon. Lineage: Eukaryota; Metazoa; Arthropoda; Insecta; Coleoptera; Chrysomelidae.